Messenger RNA from Aspergillus thermomutatus, 1323 nucleotides. RefSeq lists its product as uncharacterized. NCBI's taxonomy places the organism in Eukaryota, Fungi, Ascomycota, Eurotiomycetes, Eurotiales, Aspergillaceae. The transcript is spliced from 4 exons. Bases 1 to 1323 code for a protein of 440 amino acids. The record is from RefSeq and is a predicted model, not a curated record.
AUGGAACUUGUCAGAGCCCGAACGGACAUCCCUGUACCCAAAGUCUUUGGCUUUAAGCUUGAUGAUGCGAAUACUGCUCGAGCAGCGUUUAUUCUCAUGGAGUUUCUGCCCGGUUUUUCCGCGAUGGACGCCGAGGGAGGCUAUGAAGCCCAUUGGGGUGAGGUCCCACCCAAAAGAAGAGCAUUUUUCUUUGAGCAAAUUGCAAGAAUACAGGUGCAAAUGUCCUCAAUCAGACUGCCCAGAAUCGGUUCAGUUAUUAGGCGGGACAAUAACUCCUUCGAUGUUGGGCCGCUUCCAAAGAUUAGAGGACCAUUCUCAACAGCAACCGAAUUUUUCAAGGCUUGGGCAAAGCAUGCGAAGUUUCCUUUAUCCGAUGAGGAUAUCAGAAAACUCAUAAACGGCGGCCCGACGGAUUCUAUCCUAUGUUUGAUUAACGCGUUCCCCAGCUGUCUACGUGAAAUGGCCUGCAGAGUUUCGGCCAAUGAUAACGGCCCAUUUCUGCUUUAUCAUCCCGACUUCUACCAAAGUAACAUCAUUGUGGAUGAGUCAUUCAGGGUCCUUGGUGUCAUUGACUGGGAAGGGGCUUGUACUGUGCCAUGGGAAUUAGUCGAGCCGCCAUUGUUUUUGAGCAUGGUGCCUCCUGCUAUGGAUGACCCAAGAAAUUACGAAGCAAACGGUCAGCCCAAGGACUUUGAUAGCAGACGCCGCCUCAACGAGAGGGCUGAGUAUGCGAAAUACGUCCAGAAGAAGGAAGAGGAGCUGAAAGGAGAUGAUAAGCUCUCCCAGGUCCUACUCGACCCUGGUGCACAAGGACUUGCACACGCGAUAAAGGUGUAUCACGAUCCGGGGAAGCUAGAAUUUUACUGCAAAGCUAUUGAUGCACAUUCGAAUCUGAGCGGCGCCCCACCUAAAAGAGUUAGCAUGGAGCACCAUUGCUCGGAGCUACAGCAGCCUGGUAACAACACAAGUAUUGCUUUGCGCAGCAUAGCCCAACAUCCCUAUAGCCUGGCACAACAGGGAGCCACAUACAAUAACACUAACGGAGCCGGCCAGGGUCACUACCUGAAUCCAAACGAUACCGCUAUCGCGCUACACGGAAUUGCCCAUGAUACCUAUCUGCAUUCAAGCAACGCUGCUAUGGCGUUCGAAGGAGCCAAUCAAGGUGACUUCCUGAGUAUGAACGACACCGCUAUCGUACUACACGGAAUUGCCCAGGACCCCUACCUCGAUUUCAAUGAUACCGCGCUAGCGCUCCGGGGAUUUGUCCAAGACAACACUACACGGCAGUUCCCUUUAGACAUGAACUUGUCUGGAGUUGUAUAA